AUGACAACCAGCGGAGCCGCAAGGUACCACUCAAUGCUUCAAAAAAUAGGUCCAAAAAUUGUCAUCAUUGAGGAGGCGGCCGAAGUAAUGGAGGCGCACAUCAUCACUUCUCUAUCACGUGAUACAAAUCAUGUUAUACUUAUCGGAGACCACAAGCAGCUACGCCCGAAAGCAACAGUCUAUGAACUGGCCCAGAAAUACAACCUGGAAAUUUCCUUAUUCGAAAGAAUGGUAAUGAACAGUAUGGAUUGCAAACAGCUGUCUAUACAGCACCGCAUGCGCCCUGAGAUUGCUGCACUGACUAAACGGUUCUACGAUCAUGAGAUAUUGGAUCACGAAACAGUGUGCAAGUUCGAGAAUAUAGUUGGCAUAACAAAAAAUAUGUUCUUUGUUGAUCACUGUCAACUGGAGAGCCUAAAUGGGAAUCUGCAGAGUUUCUCUAAUCCCCACGAAGCCACCUUCUUGAAAUCCCUAUGUAUGUAUCUUCUACAGCAAGGCUACAGACGGCACCAAAUUACAAUUCUAACCAUGUACAUCGGCCAGCUACUUCUUCUUCAAGAAAAAAUGCCACGAAAUCAAUUUGAAGGAAUCAAAAUAUGUACAGUAGACAACUUUCAAGGAGAAGAAAAUGAUAUCAUUCUUCUGUCAUUGGUGAGAAGCAAUUUAGAAGGUCGAAUUGGUUUUCUUAGUGAGUCCAAUAGAAUUUGUGUUGCAUUGUCACGAGCACGCAAGGGAUUUUACUGCAUUGGAAACCUGAACAUGCUAAGACGCCAGUGUCAAGUGUGGCAGGGGAUAUGCAAUGAUUUAGACGCAACGAAAGCAAUUGGCGAUACCUUUGAACUUACCUGCCAGAGACACGAGAAUAUGACAUCUGUACGAAAUCCAGGCGAUUUCCCAAAGUUUGGAGGAUGCAGUAGGAUGUGUGGGGAGCGACUUGAUUGUGGCCAUGCUUGUGACAGGCCUUGCCAUCCAUCGGACUUGUAUCAUGUUGAGCAAUGUCGAAAAGUGUGUUUCAAAAGUUGCCCCAACGAACACCAGUGUGGAAAAGUCUGUCAUUAUCCAAGAAGCUGUCCUGAUUGUUCUCACGGUAUGUGGAAGACAGUACCUAAGUGUGGGCACGAACAAUCCAUACCAUGCAGUGUUGAUCCUGCAGCGUUUUCCUGUUUAGUGAAAUGCGAAAAGAUGCUACCAUGUGGACACAAGUGCAGAAAAAAGUGUGGAGAGGUGUGCACCGCAAAAUGCAAAGAAAAAUGUCUCAAAAGUCUCCCAUGUGGGCACAAUAAAGAGAUAGCAUGUCACCGUGAUCCGACUACCGUUGAAUGUAACAACGACUGCAAGAAGGUUCUGGAAUGUGGCCACCCUUGCAAGAAAAGAUGUAAAGAUGAAUGUCAGUGUAACGAAGAAAUAAUGGUUCAACUACCGUGUAAGCAUAUGAAACGAGUUUUGUGCCACAAGAAACACGAUUCAUUCGAGUGCCAUGAGAGAUGCAGAAGAACUUUGGACUGCGGUCAUGAGUGUCCUGGGAACUGUUUUGAGGAUUGUAGAGUGGAUCUAUGCAAAGCAACUGUGAUCAAAGAACUUCCUUGUGGGCACCGACAAAGUGAGCCUUGCAAUGUUGACCCCAAAAGUGCUUUUUGUUAUAAUCCUUGCCAGAGACCAUUGGACUGCGGUCACAAAUGCCCAUCAGUAUGCGGCCGUCAAUGCAAAGAAGUCAAAUGUGAGGAGUUGUGCCAAACCAAGUGCGCAAGAGGUCACGCAUGCCAAAAGCUGUGCCACUAUGGUCGUGCGUGUGAUGCCUGCAUGGUGGUACACAAUAUGCCACUUCCCACAUGUGGACACACAGUCGAGAAGCUCUGUUACAUAGAUCCAAAAUCGAUCAACUGUGAUAAACCGUGCCAAAGAUCAAGAGCAUGUGGACACCCUUGCUCAAGUAUUUGUAGCAAAAAAUGUGAAGCUCAGCCAUGCACAUUGCCAAUGAGCAAAACGUUACCGUGCGGUCACGAGGUGGUUUUACCUUGUCACAAAAACCCCUUAAAGUAUAAAUGCACUAAAGGAAUUGAAGUUAACUUGCCUUGUGGUCACAAAAUGCACUACGAGUGUCAUGUUGCGCAGGGAGCAGAAAAAAAACCAUUGUGCAACGAGAAAGUAGAGAAAGAGUUGCCUUGUAGCCACAAACUCAUUCUUCCCUGUCACAAAAAACCUGAUGAUUGUAAGUGCAAGAAGAAAGUAGAUGUUGAACUAUCAUGUGGACAUACAAAGUCUCUCGUUUGCUUCUCUUUGAAAAAGGAUUUGCAAAAUGCUACUUGUACGGCUAAAACGACGCGAAUACUACCGUGCGGACACGAAACAAUUCUCCGAUGUUAUAUUAAUCCAGAGGAACAGUCCUGUCAAGAGGAGGUUCAACUGACCCUUUCUUGUGGCCACGAGAAGCAUACAACAUGCUCGGAAAUUAAAAAUGAAUUGACAAAGGAGAAUGUAACGAAAUGGUUACUAUGAAAUUGCCUUGUGGCCAUGAAAAGCAGAUGACGUGCUCUGAACGACAAAAAGGAAACAUCUGUGAUGCACCUAGUGAUCGCUUUCUUCUAUGUGAAGAGGAGGUUCAACUUGUCCUUUCCUGUGGACACAGGAAGCUCACGUCAUGCUCUAAAAUGAAAAAUGAAUUAGCAAAGGAUGAAUGUAACGAAAAGCUUACUAUGAAAUUGCCUUGUGGUCAUGAAAAGAAAGUGGAGUGCUCUCAAGGACGAAAAGGAAACAUUUUCUGUAAUGCUCCUUGUGACCGCUUUCUUCCGUGUGAACACCGUUGUCAGAAAAAAUGCGGUGAGAAUUGUGCUUCUUUCAAAUGUGCUGUGGAAGUUCAGAAGGAUUUAGCCUGUGGAUUCCAUAAAGUCAGUUGCCCCUGCUCUGAGAAUGUGUCCCAGGUUGUUUGUAAAAAGAGGUGCCAGCGAAGGUUAUCCUGUGGUCACGUAUGUCAGGGUAAAUGUGCAGAAGAAUGUAGUCAGUACAAAUGCAACAAAAAAGUGUUGAAACCGCUCAACUGCGCAGGAGGCCACUCUCUCCAAAUGAAGUGCAGUGACAAUCCCGAAGAUGUUAAAUGCAAGGAAAAAUGCAAUAGAAAACUUGGUUGUGGUCACCGAUGUCCGGGCCUUUGUAGCGAGAAGUGUGAAAAUAUGAGAUGCACAAACAGAAUAGAAGAUAAAUUUCCUUGUGGCCACAAAAUGGAAAAUGUUCGAUGUUUUCAACGGAAAACCGCCACUUGCACCGCUCCUUGUCAGCGACAGAAGAGUUCGUGCAAACAUCGCUGUAAAGGAGUUUGUGGAAAAGAUUGCUCUAAUUAUCCUUGUGAGGAGGUUGUUAACAAAUUCCUGUCGUGUGGCCAUAACAUCGAGAUGCGUUGCAAGCACCCGAUCGAUAAAGUGCAAUGCCCGGCUGAAUGUAAAGCAAAGUUGCCAUGUGGUCACUAUUGUACCGGAAAAUGUUACGAGUGUCAGGAGAGAGGUUCACAUGAAUUUUGCCAACAUCAAUGCGGUCGAUUACUGAUCUGUUUACACCGUUGCAACGCCGCAUGUGGCGAACCUUGCCCUCCCUGUAACAAGAAAUGUGCCAAGAGUUGUCCUCACGGAAAAUGUAAAAGACGUUGUUCACAGCUAUGUGAUUCUUGCACUGAACCGUGCAAAUGGAGGUGUCCACAUUAUAAGUGCAAGAAUCUUUGUGGGGAGGAGUGCGACCGCCCUCCAUGUAAUGCUCCGUGUCCCAAGAAGCUCCCCUGUCAACAUCCAUGUAUUGGCUUGUGUGGAGAAAACUGUCCAACGCUGUGUGCCAUUUGCAAUGCCAAAAAGCUUUCCUCCACAAUAGCUGCUAAAGGUUCUGCUAAAAAAGAAGCCAUGAGGUGUCUUCAACUUCUUGACUGUGGUCACAUCAUAAGUGUUGAAGAGAUGGACGCAUGGAUGGUGCGUAAAUUGGGUGACCAUGUACAACUUCUACAAUGCCCCAGGUGCUCAACGUCAAUAACAUUCAGCUAUCGUUACGGAAAUAUUGUCAAAAGGAUGCUGAAAAACGUUGAAAACGUGAAAACACAAAUAGAACAACUUGAAGUAGAGGUUAGCGACGCUGUCAUUCGUUUAGCAAAGGACAUCGGUGCAAUUCAGAAGUAUGAUGUGAAACACAGACAAAGUUUUGGACAGGCAAACCUUGACUUUGUACGAUCCAUCCAAUGGAAGUGGAAUCCUUUCAAUCUGCCGCGUGGAAAUCGCAGUAGUGUUUUCAAAUUUACGUUUAAAAAUCAUUUAAUGAUCCUUCAACAGGUUACGAACACAGAAGACGUCCUGGCAAACAUUAAGGCACAUCGUGAGGUCAGCGAACCAUGGAAACCAGCAAUCAAAGAUGCCAUGAAUAACAUUAAAGAGGAUCUUGAAAACCCAGAGCUUGAUUUGGAAAGUUUAAGCCAGAUUCACGAGCAGGCCAAAAAGUUCUUCCUAUUCUCUCAAGUUUUAAAGGUCCAGGACAUUGCUUUAAUGCAUCGGAUUUCCUUAUCGGGCAAUGGUGUAGAUCGAAAGAUGUCAGCACACAUUCGGUUUAAGAAAUUUCUCAAAGGAAAUGAUGACAUCCUAGAUAUUGACUGGCUGGAAACAAUCGUCAAUUUGCUUAGAAAAGAGGUGAAACUUGAGCCACUGCCGAAAGAAGCGCAAGACUUCGCAAAUUUUCCUGGUUACCGAACAGAUGUCUGGAAAUUAUGCGAGAAAGGUCACGCAUUCUGCAUCAGGCGCAUUGUGCGAAGAGGAAAAAGCAUCCUAGUCGGUAGCGACGGCUGCACGUUGUGUACGGUUAAAGAAAGCGACUAA
This is a messenger RNA of Pocillopora meandrina, 4838 nucleotides long. The record is from the annotation of a GenBank genome assembly. Lineage: Eukaryota; Metazoa; Cnidaria; Anthozoa; Scleractinia; Pocilloporidae.